CCUGGCCCUUAUCUGCAAUCACAUCUUCCGGGCCAGUGACUAUUCUACCUCUUACACAUACCGGCCCAGCGUCUCCCCCAAUGGCUCACAUUACCAGUUGCAUGCUGGGUUCCGGCACGGAAGACGUCUCCCUGAGCCCCAAUAAUUAUAUAGCACCAGGAGUCUCCCCACAAACUUCCAAUGAGUCGGUAUGCAACCACUUUAGCUCUCCCAGGCUUGAACCCAUCUGCUUGCCGUUGGUCCAAGCUUACCAUAUAUCACCGUUGCAGCUAGGCAGAGCGUCCCCUUCUGGAGACAAGCCGUUCGUCUGGAGGAUGCAUCAGACCGAGAGGAAAUACCAGCUCUUCCCCAAAGACAAGCAAGCCGCUGCUGCCGCCGGGAAGUCGUUGGACCCGGAGCAGGCCUUUGCCCUAGCCAUGGGCCAGAACGGCGAGAAGAGUGACAAGCCCGCUGCCGGGACCGGCUUGAGGAUACGGAUCAAGGAACACAACCUCAUCCGCAGGCGGAAGGUCAGCGUGCCUGAUCUGGGGCCUAUGACUACCGUGCAGGAAGUGGCAAUGGACUCACCUACUAUUCCCGGCCGCCCGCCUCUUCACGAACGAUCGAUCAGCGCCCCAGGCACCUCCUGGAAGCAGCAUCACCUCUUCGAACACUCGGCGCUGUCAAAGAGCCAGGUCCUUGACGAGAGGCCAGAGCUCGGGUCCGCCAGCUCCAGCCCGGCCAAGGACGAAGCGAGACGGUCGCCGACCGGAGCACGACAGCCACUGUCGCCCAAGACGCUUGCACCACUGGUGAUCCCAGCGCUAAACUCGGCUGUCCCUCGUCUAACUCACCAGAUGUCUCUCAGCCGUCUUCGCUCAGGCAGCACCCCCAUCGAGGCUCCAAUUCGCUCGGCAAGGACUGAUGACUCGCCCAGGGUGAGGACUCCAUAUACGCCGCUCUCAGCCGCCCUGACCACCCCAAAGUCUGCUGCUACCUCGGUCAUGACUGCCUCUACUCUUCCCACCCCUCUGUCGGCACCGAUCGAGUCCAGGUCGUCGCCAAAGCCCUGGGAGAAGGCGGCAAACUACGCAGUAGUCAGCACUCCCAAGGAGGGCACCCCAGAGGCGGCCUGCACGCCCAAGGCAGAUCCCCUCGACACGCCCCUGAGCGCCUCGGCCACUGGCCACCGGAGGAACCAGUCCGAGUCGGGCAGCAUCAUGGAGAGGGGCCGUCCAAGGAAGCGAAGCGAGUCAGGAGGUGUCAACGGCCGGGCAGAGUCCAAGAGAAGCAAGAGCGUGGAGCGGCGAGCCUUUGAGUUCCUGCCCAAGGGAUGGAAGGCAACCGACGCCAUGAACAUGAUGAGGCAGGAAGAGAUCGCCGCUAUACAGAAGCAGGCGUUGCAACAAGCUGCUCGCUUUGAAGUCCUCAGAAAGGAGGACGUUGACAAUCUGUCAAGGGAGCUCCGCCAGCUUGACGAACGCACCGAGUAUCUCCGCCGCACGUAUACCUCGCUGCGUGCUGGCCGACGCAACCUCCACACUCGCAUCUGCCAGUAUCUCCGCUCGCCCCGCACCGCCAAGUUCAGCCACGACUCGAUGCUCAAGCAAGAGGAGGCCCUCGCCGAGCUUGAUGCUUCGAUCGAUGACUGGGUCAACAAACUUGAGCAGGCCGAGAACCGCCGCACUAGGGUGCGGCAGAAGCUCCUCGAGCACGUUGCGGCUGCCGCCACUCUCUCCGUGUCCGCUGGCGGUGUCGUGGGCGUGAGCGAGAGUCUACAGCACGCCAUGGGAGUUCGCCCGCUAAACCCGGCGACUGCUCCCAGCAACAUUUCAACGCCGCCCCGCAGCCCUACCAAACUCUCCUUUACUUCUCAUGCCCAAUCCUCAUCUCCCUCCCCACAACGUGUUGUGGCCCAAGUCCCGUCCACCAUCCUCGAGCAGCCUUUGUUUGAAGAGGCAGCUUCGAUGAGGCCCGAUGUAGAGUCCAAGGCAGAAGUGCCCGCUCCUCUGCGUCGCGCCGAGACCAUUCGCAUCUAUGCCGACAAUGAUGUCUAUGCCCUCCUGGCUGACGUGGAGCAUGCCAUCACCAAGAUGAGCGGACGCGACUUCUCUCCUAUCAAGGAUGAGUCAAUGUCGGAAGCUGGGCGGAAAAAAAUCAACCGCUCUCGCAGCCACGAGCUGCUGAAGGCAUCGACGAAUAAGCCGCUGCCUUCGCUCAUCGACGCCGAGAAGGCUUGCUCUAGCAGCACGCCACCUCCGCCUGUCGCUAUUCCCUCACCAUCCAUCGACGUGCACAUGGAGGAGAUCUUCCUCACUAGCGCCGUUUUCAAGCCAGAGCGGUCCUUUACCGUCUGCUGAUAUCUUUUUUUAUUUCUCGUUUACUUCCUCGUGCCGUGGAACAUUGCCUUCUCACGAUCAUUAUCUGCAUGUCAUGUCUUAUGACUUUUUUUUUUACUUUGAUUGACUCACGAUGCUUACGGCCAACCCCUAUACA
Lasiosphaeria miniovina is the source of this 2475-nucleotide messenger RNA. RefSeq names its product Up-regulated during septation-domain-containing protein. Bases 81 to 2339 code for a protein of 752 amino acids. The record is from RefSeq and is a predicted model, not a curated record. Lineage: Eukaryota; Fungi; Ascomycota; Sordariomycetes; Sordariales; Lasiosphaeriaceae. The transcript has 3 exons.